Molecule: messenger RNA, 1802 nt
Organism: Erythranthe guttata (spotted monkey flower)
Lineage: Eukaryota; Viridiplantae; Streptophyta; Magnoliopsida; Lamiales; Phrymaceae
Product: EARLY FLOWERING protein
Biological process (GO): regulation of photoperiodism, flowering
Source: RefSeq, a predicted model, not a curated record
CACCAACUGUUUGUUAUUUGAUUUUACGUUAUUUUCUGUCUGAGAUCUAAUUCUUACGUUAAAUUUAUUUGAGCUCUUUCGAGGGCGACUGCGUACGUUAUGUUUCUGGGUUUAGAAUUGUUUGUUUGUUUUGAGGUGGGGUGAUCGGAGUAGUAGGUUUCCAUAUAUUGUCUGUUAUUUUCUGUUUGAGCUUUUGGUUUUGGCAUUCUUGGAAAUGAGAUAGAAUUUGAAUUUGAAUUUUCGACGAGAACGAGUGGAAUUUAUUUAAUCAAUUGCAGCUCUGAAAAUUCGGAGGAGGAUGGAAAAUGGGAAAGAUGUAGAAAAAUCAACAGUGGAUCUUCUGUUUCCCAGACUGCAUAUCAGUGAUGCAGAUAAGGGUGGACAAAGGGCACCUCCGAGGAAUAAAAUGGCUGUAUGUGAACCGUACAAGGGGUUGAAUUCCAAUUCAAUGAAAAUGCUGUCUAUUCGGCCAAGCAGUGGUCGUGGUGGCAAAUGGCCAGAAAUUUCUCACUCAGUGAAUAGACACCAUUCUCGUUCUACUGGAUUAAAUUUGGACACUUCGUUACGAGAUUUUGAGCUAAGAAUUUCGGAUCCCCCGAAUCAUCGAAAAAACCAAAAAAAGGUCUCGAUGAAUUCAAUCUCAACCCAUCAAAAUGAACACUCGAAGGAAUCAAGAAACGAAGAAGGAUGUGCUUAUGCAUUGGCUGAUUUAGUAAUUUCAUCUCCACAGCUCCAAUGUAAUAAAGGUACAACUAAGAUCGAAUUGAUCAAGAAGUGCUCUAAGGAUAUGGAUUACGGGUUCUUGAAAUUAGCAUAUGCUGACGAAAAGCAAGAAAUUUCAGACAGCGCCUCAGUGUCAGACUCUGCAUCGGUUCUCCGUAUAACCCCGAAUGAUGUCAUAGGCCUUUUUGGUGAGAGACCAUUCAUCGAAGCAAGAAACAAAAUUUUACAUCAUCAGAGAAUAUUUUCUAUGCAGUUAUCCGAGUUACAUCGACUGAUUAAGGUACAAAGACUCAUAGCAGAAUCACCCGAAUUGUUACACGAAAAAAACUUCGACGUCACCAAACCAUCAAGCGAAUCUUCUCAAACAAACAAUCCGCUCUAUACAUCUUCUCUUGAUCCAUCGCCACAUGCCACUAAACGCAAAUUCGAAACCUUAAAUUCCGACAAGAAUUGUGGAGCAGAGUCUGUAAUGAAUAAGUUGCCACCACCUUGGUAUUCGCAUUCACCUUCAAAUCAAUGGUUAGUUCCCGCAAAAUCUCCUUCCGAGGGACUAAUCUACAAGCCAAUUAUUGUGGGUCCCGUUUUCGGAAAUUACGUUCCGAGUUAUCUCCAACAAUAUACAAUGCCAUUGAUCGAACCAGUUAGCCCGAAUCUGAAAGCCGAGCAAACUAUUCCUUUUAUUGGAUCUGAUAAAAACGCAUCGAAACUUGAUGCUAACUUUGAUAUACUUGGUCAGAGUCUGCCCUCGAUUCCGACGAUAAAGGAACAACGUGAUGAGCAGAGUGUAGAAGUGAUUAAGGUUGUACCUCGCAAUCCUAAGUCCGCUACAGAAUCAGCGGGUCGGAUUCUCUGGUCUAUACUAGAAGAAAGAAAUAAAACGUGAUCGUUGAUUUGUAGCUUUCGCCGCCUUUCUUUUAUGUGAGUCUUGUUUAUUUUUGUUUUACUGCAAAACACACACACACACACACAAGCUAAAUGGUAAAACACUGUCAAUCAAUUAUGUGGGGGUGUUUCUUUGGAAAUGUCAGUUGUAUUUCAAAAUUUUGGUUCUGUUUUUCUUUUUCAAAAUAACUUUUCAA